GGUUACCGCCUUUUGCACCCGCGGCGGCGGCGCGGAGGGGGGGGGUGGGCGCUCUUUCUUUUUCUCUUAGAAGAGACUUUAGCACAGGUUUUUCCGUUCUCACUUCCAUCCCACCUCACCGACUCCCAACCCCCUUCUCCCCCUCCCCACCUAUCGUCAUGACGGCUUCUCCGGAUUACUUGGUGGUGCUUUUUGGGAUUACUGCGGGGGCCACCGGGGCCAAGCUGGGCUCGGAUGAGAAGGAGCUGAUACUGCUGUUAUGGAAAGUGGUGGAUCUGGCCAAUAAGAAGGUGGGACAGUUGCACGAAGUACUAGUUAGACCGGAUCAAUUGGAACUGACGGAGGAUUGCAAAGAAGAAACCAAGAUCGACGCCGAAAGCUUGUCCUCGGCGCCGCAGCUGGACCAAGCCCUCCGACAGUUUAACCAAUCAGUAAGCAACGAACUGAAUAUUGGGGUAGGGACUUCCUUCUGUCUUUGUACUGAUGGGCAGCUUCAUGUCAGGCAAAUCCUGCACCCUGAGGCUUCCAAGAAGAAUGUGUUAUUGCCUGAAUGCUUCUAUUCCUUUUUUGAUCUUCGAAAAGAAUUCAAGAAGUGUUGCCCUGGUUCACCUGAUAUUGACAAACUGGAUGUUGCUGCAAUGACAGAGUGUUUGAAUUUUGAGAAGACUAGUUCAGUCUCCCAAUAUGGAGCCUCUCAAGUCGAAGAUAUGGGGAAUAUAAUUUUAGCAAUGAUUUCAGAGCCUUAUAAUCACAGGUUUUCAGAUCCAGAGAGAGUAAAUUACAAAUUUGAAAGUGGCACUUGCAGCAAGAUGGAACUUAUUGACGAUAACACCGUGGUCAGGGCAAGGGGUUUACCAUGGCAGUCUUCGGAUCAAGACAUUGCAAGAUUCUUCAAAGGACUCAAUAUUGCCAAGGGAGGUGCUGCACUUUGUCUGAAUGCUCAGGGUCGAAGGAAUGGAGAAGCUCUGGUUAGGUUUGUAAGUGAAGAGCACAGAGACCUAGCACUACAGAGGCACAAACAUCACAUGGGGACCCGGUACAUUGAGGUUUACAAAGCAACAGGUGAAGAUUUUCUUAAAAUUGCUGGUGGUACAUCCAAUGAGGUAGCCCAGUUUCUGUCCAAGGAAAACCAAGUCAUUAUCCGCAUGCGGGGGCUGCCCUUCACAGCCACGGCUGAAGAAGUGGUGGCCUUCUUUGGACAGCAUUGCCCCAUCACUGGGGGGAAGGAAGGCAUCCUGUUUGUCACCUACCCAGAUGGCAGGCCAACAGGGGAUGCUUUCGUCUUAUUUGCUUGCGAGGAAUAUGCACAGAAUGCACUGAGGAAGCAUAAGGACUUGUUGGGUAAAAGAUACAUUGAACUCUUCAGGAGCACAGCAGCUGAAGUUCAGCAGGUGCUGAAUCGAUUCUCCUCAGCCCCUCUUAUUCCACUUCCAACCCCUCCCAUUAUUCCAGUACUACCUCAGCAAUUUGUGCCCCCUACAAACGUUAGAGACUGUAUACGCCUUCGAGGUCUUCCCUAUGCAGCCACAAUUGAGGACAUCCUGGACUUCCUGGGGGAGUUCUCCACAGAUAUUCGAACUCAUGGGGUCCACAUGGUAUUGAAUCAUCAGGGCCGCCCAUCAGGAGAUGCCUUUAUCCAGAUGAAGUCUGCGGACAGAGCAUUUAUGGCUGCACAGAAGUGUCAUAAAAAAAACAUGAAGGACAGAUAUGUUGAAGUCUUUCAGUGCUCAGCUGAGGAGAUGAACUUUGUGUUAAUGGGGGGCACUUUAAAUCGAAAUGGCUUAUCCCCACCGCCAUGUAAGUUACCAUGCUUGUCUCCUCCCUCCUACACAUUUCCAGCUCCUGCAGCAGUUAUUCCUACUGAAGCUGCCAUUUAUCAGCCCUCGGUACUUUUGAAUCCACGAGCACUGCAGCCUUCCACAGCCUACUAUCCAGCUGGCACUCAGCUCUUCAUGAACUACACAGCAUAUUAUCCCAGCCCCCCAGGUUCGCCUAAUAGUCUUGGCUACUUCCCUACAGCUGCUAAUCUUAGCGGUGUCCCUCCACAGCCUGGCACGGUGGUCAGAAUGCAGGGCCUGGCCUACAAUACUGGAGUUAAGGAAAUUCUUAACUUCUUCCAAGGUUACCAGUAUGCAACCGAGGAUGGACUUAUACACACAAAUGACCAGGCCAGGACUCUACCCAAAGAAUGGGUUUGUAUUUAAGGGCCCCAGCAAUUAGACCAUCCUCAGGAAAGAAGUGUUUGAAAGAUGCAUAGUGAUCGUGAAACCAUCAGACACAAGAAAACUUCAAGCAACUUCAGGGGAAGUUCAUCUUUACUCAGGCUGCAGUAUUUUCAGCAAACAUGGUUGGAUAGAGAGCCUCUGCCCUAUCCUUUGGUGGAGUGAAAAAUUUGAGCCAAUGAAGCCAAAUCCUUAUAGCAAGCAGUGUGCAGCAUACAUACCUGGCUCCUUGCUUGCUGAUUGCAAGUAGGCAUUUAAAAUGUGAAUUUGAAAUCAGAUAUCUUCAAUACUUCCAGCUAAAGUGGCAUCAUAAGUGGCACCAUAGAUGCCAUAUUUAAGUCUUGAGGAAAAAAUAUUCUGCUAGAGCUGACCAUCUCCACCAUGAACUCUGUUAUAGAAACUUUAUUUUUGUGUAUUCCUACUCUUAACUCUCCCUGUCUUCUGCACAGUCAUGCCCUUUUGCUUAUUCAAGAAUAAGGUCUUAGAAUACUUAAAUCACAAACUUAGGCAUAAGAAUGAAAUAAAACUUCAAUACUUCCCAGUCUCUUGGCCUUCAUGAUGUCUUAUAGUUAAAGACCAAUUCAAAUGAUUUUUAAAACAACUUAGAAUAAAUAAGAAAUGGUGCACCCUCCACAAAGCAUACAUCGUUAAAAAAAUUGAAACUAUUUUCAGCAGGUACCAGUUGUAAAUAAGAAUGAAAUGGGGCCAAAAUGUAAAACCAAAAAUGAAGCAGCUACAUGUAGUUAGUAAUUUCUAGUUUGAACUGUAACUGUAACAUAAUAUGUAUUGUUUUAUAUUGUACCUUUUUCGUUAUUGAUGGUUUGGACUUCAAGAGAAAUUCCGUAGUUUUUAAUAUCACAGAAAUGAGAAUAUUUGAACAUUGUGUUCUAGAAAGCAAUAUAACUGAACAGAAGUGAAUGCUUGUAUAUAUUCAGAUAGCCUUAAACCUUUUUCUCUAAUGCCUUAACUGUCAAAUAAUUAAAACUUUUAAAAGCAUAGUCAGCAUGCUAGACUGAGGUAAACACUGAUGCAGUUUAGGAGCAGGUACUGAUGCUGUCAGUGUUCAGCACCAUGGAUUUCACUGUGUUUCUGCUACAAAAGUGCAAUAUUAGACACUAGCUAGCUAGUACUGCUGCCUCAUAACUCCAAAGAGGAAAAUAGGAACUGAUUAACUAAAUGCUCAUAUUUCUUUAAGUUACUCUAUUGUCCUUUGCUUGGAUGCAGUGCCAUGCAGAUUUAUGUGGCUGCUAUUUUUAUUUACUUUGCAUUACUUUCAUUAACACCUUACCUUGACUGGAAAGCCAAACAUUUCCCUCUUCAACUGACCAGCAAUGGCCCUUUAACUGCAGUAGAAAAAAAAUUUUUUGAGUGAAAAUUGGUGGUAACUGGCACUUGAUCAGAAAAAAUAAAUUGUUUAUACUGGAUGCCUUAAGAUGCUGUCUGCCAAAGCUUUGAGAGACUUUAAUAUAGACAGUAAUACUUUCUACAAUACUAUUGAGUUUUUGUAGAAUUGCAACAUUUGAUAAUAAAACUUGCCUGUUUAA
Choloepus didactylus (southern two-toed sloth) is the source of this 3766-nucleotide messenger RNA. It is a transcript of the gene ESRP1, whose product is annotated as epithelial splicing regulatory protein 1. The coding region runs from base 159 to 2204 and encodes 681 amino acids. Gene Ontology annotation, biological process: regulation of RNA splicing. Lineage: Eukaryota; Metazoa; Chordata; Mammalia; Pilosa; Megalonychidae. The transcript is spliced from 16 exons. The record is from RefSeq and is a predicted model, not a curated record. Gene Ontology annotation, molecular function: mRNA binding. Gene Ontology annotation, cellular component: nucleoplasm; ribonucleoprotein complex.